This is a messenger RNA of Papaver somniferum (opium poppy), 402 nucleotides long. RefSeq names its product cell wall integrity and stress response component 2-like. The coding region runs from base 1 to 402 and encodes 133 amino acids. The record is from RefSeq and is a predicted model, not a curated record. The transcript has a single exon. Lineage: Eukaryota; Viridiplantae; Streptophyta; Magnoliopsida; Ranunculales; Papaveraceae.
AUGAAAGUGAAAAGGAAAGUGAAGAUGAAGAAACACAAGAAAAGUACAAUUAUGAAGAUGAGGAAGGCCUUGUCUGCACCAAAUACUGCAUCAACAUCUGCAUCAAAUAAAGCAACAUCAUCUGCAUCAAAGAAAGCAACAUCAUCUGCAUCAAAGAAAUCAGCUGAGGUACCACCAUUGUCAAAAGGAAAAACUGCAUCAACAUCUACAUCAAAGAAAUCAACAACAUCCUCCUCCACUGCAACCAAAAGAAAGGUAACACAUCCAUCUACUUCUUCUACACCUUCAUCUGCCUGUUUUAACCAGACUUAUCAUGGUACUGUUAAUAUUUCUAGCCAAACAAUCAACAUUUCUGAGCCACCAUCAAAAAGGGUUAGAAAGCCUAACUCCAAAUAUCAGUAA